AGGGGUGGAGGGGGUGCUGUAAGCCUCGCUUUCCGCCGCCUUGAACGGGGCCUUUCCACAGGCGAACAUGGGCACAUCUGGGGCCGCGAGGGACACGGUUCCCCUUCCGCGGAGUUUUGUGCCUGAUCGGUUUUAGCCCACAGAGUUGGAUUUCCAGUUCCCACUUCUAAUAUCGAUGGUCUUGAAAGUACGUUUGGAUCCAAGACGCUUUCUAUCACUGAACAAAUCAAGAGCAUCCUCUCAUAUCCCAGACCAGUACAGACAUCUUAAUAUCAUAUGACCUCAUUUCUCCAAAUUAAAUGAAAAAAGAAUUUUCCUCAGUUUUCCAUGAAGCUCAGCUAUUGCCUGUUAAUUUUGACUGUUAGUGCUGAUCUUUCAAUUGGAUUUACACUGGAAAAUGUAGCUUUUAACAGGACAGUUGGUUUUGGGUCUUUCAAUGCCUCGCUUCAUGCAGUGUCUCAGGCUUUAGUCAGUUCUCCAGCACACCACGAUAUCAUAGCCAAAGAGGGGACCAGUGUUUUAAUUGAAUGUAAACUGAACAUCAGCCAGUAUGAAUAUAUUCUUUGGUAUAACUCCAGAGGACACCUGCUUGAACAGAAGGAUGAAGGUGGCCGGUGGAGGAUUGCUGACAAUUCCCUUAACAUCACAAAGGUCAACUUUGCUGACCGGGGGCGAUACACGUGUGCAGCUGUUAAUCACAAUGACACCUCCUAUUACACAGUCACCCUGAGGGUUAUCUUCACCUCAGGAGACAUGAGUAUCUACUACAUGAUUGUGUGCCUUGUUGCCUUUGCUAUCACCCUCAUUUUAAACAUAACCCGUCUGUGCAUGAUGAGCAGUCACCUCCGCAAGACAGAGAAGGCUAUCAAUGAGUUCUUCAGGACGGAAGGGGCUGAGAAGCUUCAGAAGGCUUUUGAGAUAGCCAAGCGUAUCCCUAUCAUUACAUCUGCCAAAACACUAGAGUUGGCCAAAGUCACUCAGUUUAAGACCAUGGAGUUUGCUCGGUACAUUGAAGAGCUCGCCAGAAGCAUUCCUCUUCCACCUCUGAUCCUUAACUGCAGGGCAUUCAUGGAGGAGAUCUUUGAGGCUGUACGAGUUGACGAUCCCGAUGAAGUUGGUGAGGAGGAAAAACAGCCCCAAGCCUGUGGUACCCAAGCUGUGAUUUACCCCAGCAACCCAGAGAUCAAGCGCAGCGAUUCGCCGGCUGGGGAUUCAGAUGAUGGGUCCAUGAAUGAACAAGGUCAAGAGAUAGCCGUUCAGGUGUCCAUUCACCCGCAGUCGGAAGUGCAGAGCAUCGACACUGUUUCUCAUGACAGCUGCCAGUUUGCACCUUCUGAGGAAGGCAUCUGCUGAGUCCAGCAAUAUGCAGCUGUGAAAGAAGCACAGGGGACCCUUGGAUACUGCAAGUAGAGGGUCUGCAAACAAGCUGCCUCGGUCCUAUAUGCACAAAUUUUCCAAGCUGCGAAGUGCCAGAACUGCUACUGAAAUCUGUAUUAUAUUCUGUCAGUGUUGAUGUAACAAUUUCAAGUCUGUUCAAGAAGGCCAAUUGGAAUAUUGUGCAGUGGCUUUUCUUUUUAAAACAAGCUUGCUAUACUUAAAUUAUUUACGAAAUAGGAAUUCUUUGUCCUUGGCUCCUCGGUACCUUCUGAUACUUGUGAUCUGUAUUAGAAGUGGCUAAGCUGAGCAGUACAACUUGCAAUAAAGUCUUUUCCUUUGUGAACUCUUUCUUCCUUCACAAAGUGGAGCCAGAAUUCCUUUGAGUUAGUGGUGUUGUCCUGAUUAACUGAAUUGUGUGCUCAUUUGGAAUUGCCUCUUGGUGCAUGUAGCCCAUUGGAACCAUGGUGAGCUUGAACAAAUCUGUUUUAUGUUGUGUGCUUCUAUGUUGCUAUCAAAAUGUACUGUACUGUACUUAGGAAAAGAACAGAUCUGCUGCUGGAUUAAGUGAAUUAUUGCUGUUUCAAAGCAGCGUAGAAAACAGCCGGGAGGUCUCAGUUUUCCUUGCAUCUGCAGAAAACUUGUGGAUGCUCUGAUGGACAGCAGAUUAUUGUUACAAAGCUUGUUGCUUAAACUUGGUGCUGACUGCCAAAGCGCCUUACCCUGGUUCUGUCUUACAGACUGGAGCAGUAGCGGCAUUUUCUUUCUUUUGACUUGGAUUCCACUUGCUAUAGAAAAUCCGAAGUUUUAUAUUGUAUUUGACAUUGUUGUGAGAAAAGAAUUGACAGUAAUCAUGUAGUGGCAAAAUUUAAAAAUUAGUUAAUCUACAGCUCAGGUGUCUCAGGCAAUUCUUUCUGAACAGCAUUAAGGUAAAGGAGGUGAAAAAUAGUGACGCAUUGCUUGGUGAGUACUUUGAGAAGGCACUGGAAAAGAGUGGUGAGUGGUGGGGCUGGCUGAGCUCUUUGCCAGUCACUGUUUAUAGGAGUGGAGUAACUGCCCAUGCCCUGUCUUACCUGCUGAGGAGGGGUGGCAGGUGAGGGAGGUGUGGGUGCUGACACAUGGACACAGCGUAAGAACUUCACUGAGGAUCUACCACAUGGCUUCCUCAGCCACAGAGAUCCAGCCUCGAAGAAUCAAGGGUGCAGAUGAGAAUCUUGUUUUUUCUUUCACUCUUUGGUGGAGAUUGCUGAUUUUUUUUCUCCAUAACAUUUGUUAAGUUGUAUCACUUAAACAGCAUUUUAUAUCCUGUUGAAAUUUAGUAGAUGUAAGGCUUGUAAGCACUCCACAAAUUAAUUUCUUACAACUACUGGAAGCAUAUUGCCAUAUAAUUUUAACAACUUGGCAACAGGAGCACCAUUUAAUUUCCCACAACUCUUUUUUUUCUUUCCUUAUUAUUACAGAAAUGUCAGUUGAACAAGUGAUUCUGGAUGGCUGCUCAGGAUUCGUAAGAGGAUUUGACAUUAUAUUUAUAUGAGUAGAGAUGGAGAACGAGCAGCCACAGUGGGAAUAACCGGGUGGAGCCGUCUGUUGUAAUACAUGCUCGUAACAAAGGGUCUGAACAAAUUAUAGUUAUGGAAUCCUGUCAGAGGUUGGGGAACUGAAGUGUCUAUUACCAUUUUAAACUACCUUCUGGGGAAAGAUCUGGGUUCUGCCACCAGUAAAUGUAGCCUAGUUGGCUUUGGUGUGAGAUGAGAACAGUGUCAGGAAGGAAAAAGACUAGUUAUAAUGGUGUUCUCACCAGGUUUGUGUCAUUUCCAAUACUGCAGCAAACUUUGUCUGCUUCAGGGGAAUCAAGCCUUCUGUAGAGACUUAGAGUGGCUACUGCUCUCAAUAGUAACUUCUUUUCUUCUUCCAUAGUUUGAUGGCACUUUAUGUCCAGGUGAAAAAUUUGUAAAAUUUUGUUUGAUCUGUCUAAGUUUUUUGAGGUGAUCAGUGUUAAAAGUGUGAAUAAAUGCCUAGUUCUCUUAGAAGCCCUGCUAAGAUGCUGCUGGCUUUACUUCUGUACUAUGAGCUCUGCAGGUUCGUUGCACAUGCAUGAGUGGAGAUUUGAGGGUUUGCACUAUUUUGGAUGUCCUAGUGUAAAGAGGUGAAGGCUACAAGAGAGAAUGACCUGUUCUAACCUUCUUUGUGCCACAGGCCAUCAGGAUUGUACCUGCAUCUGCCUUUUUUUCCGCAUAAACAGCUCUUCUUGCUUCUGUGAAACUGUUGCAUUACAUGUGGCAGUAGUAUCUUGGGCAUUUUGUCCCCAACUACAUACAUAACGCAGAGGUGCAGCUACAAAAUCAAAGCUCCAUUGAAUUGCUUCCUAAGAAGCAGUAUGCAUUUGUGAUUGACAGAUGUCUCGUCAGAAGUGGCAGCUUACAGGUAGCGAAAUGACACUUGAGAUGUCAAGGGUGUCAAGAGAGCAGUUUCUAGAUUAAUUCAAUCUAUUCUUUGAUUUUUAUGCUUUUUUACGUAGCUCUGAGUUCUUAUGAAGCACAGUUGCUUGGUGUCUUUGUGUGUCCUGUUGCUGGUGGGGAGGAAAGAAUGAUCAUGCAUGAAGGUCCUCAGAAAUGCAGUUGCAAUGUCAAUUGCUGGAGCUUUCCUGAAUUAUUACAGUAUCUUGUUGGCUAAGUUAAUUUCAUUCCUGGGAAGGAGGCUGUUUUGUGAGGAUUUCAGUAAAUCAGGAGUACUUAUUAAAUGUAGGAACUGAUCCUACUCCCACUGAAUUAAAUUAGAGCAGAUUUGAAGCUCUAGUGUAUUUUGCAAAUGAUAUUACGGGAUUUUUAUGCAUCUGAAAGCAAGGAUGAUGGUGGUGUUAUACAGUAAAUGUAAUUUCCAGAGAAAGGAACCUGACACUGGUUUCCAAACAACUCGUGAGCUAUUCUUAUUAUCCUGAGUAGAUGUGUGCUUUUAAAUUCGUUGGAUGCGUCUAAAUGAGCAUUAACAUCGAAAGACUGAGUAAACAUCAGUGUUUGUAUUUUAACUUUUUGUAGGACAAGGAAGGUCUACAGUGGUUUCCUUGCUUUAAACUAAAUUCUUUGACAAUCACAAUGCUAUUUUAUCUCUUCUUUGUGACUUCUUUUUAUUUUAAAUAAUGUAAAAUCUAUGUUAUCCAAGAGUACCUAAAACUAACUUUGUAGUGGCUUAUUUGUAUUACCUCAACUGUAAUGUAACUGUUUAAUGUAACCACAUAGGAUUUCAUACUUUCAUAAAAUGAAUUGGUAGAUUUGCAAAAUAAAUUUUAACUAAAGCCUU
This is a messenger RNA of Cuculus canorus (common cuckoo), 4671 nucleotides long. It is a transcript of the gene MFAP3, whose product is annotated as microfibril associated protein 3. The record is from RefSeq and is a predicted model, not a curated record. The coding region runs from base 328 to 1353 and encodes 341 amino acids. Lineage: Eukaryota; Metazoa; Chordata; Aves; Cuculiformes; Cuculidae. The transcript has 3 exons.